AUGGUCAAUUCUCUCAGACCCACCUCGACAAGGUCUCCCACUCGUCGCUCCUCCGCCAGACACCCUACCCCACCUCCCUCACACCUCUCCAGCACAUCGCCGCAUCCCCCGUCCAACGACAAUGAAGUGCCCGAGACGCCGACCCGGGGCGACAGACCUGCAAAGCGCCUCAAGCUGACGCUCAAGGGCCCGAAGCUGGCUGCGGUACCCGCUGACGUUGGCGACACAAACGCGACCAUCCCGUCUCCGAGACCGCCUGUCAAGCUGACCCUCUCCGAACCACAUGGUCCUCUGUUGCAAACUACCAACGGCGUACGCAAGACUCUGGACGUCACCGAAGACUCUAUACCCGCCAACACGUCACCCUCUACAACUCCGGCUCUAGCUCUGAAUCCCGAACAAAGACAAACGCGAAAGGCUUCAGAAAGGCGUAGUCUACGCUCUCACGAUGACGGUCCACGAUUGAAGAGCGAACUUGCUGUAUACUUUCCCAACUACGAGGACAUCAUCUAUGACUCCAACAAAGAACCUGAUUUCAUCACUACCGACACCAUCGUCUAUGUCAGCGACGAGCCAUACAAACCUACACAAGAACCGAACUCCAAGUCCGAUCCUCCGGCAAGCAAUACGAAGAACCAACGUGCCUCGAUUUCUUCCACAAAACCACCACUCAAAUAUAAUGGCGCCCAGGUUAUCGACUUUUCGUCUAUCGAGAAGAGUGUCGGCCAUCAUCCGAGGGACCCCUUGACGGACGCAUUCUACUUCAAGUCCCAUCGUCGAGCAGAGCGUAAGGAGAAGCAGCUACGCAACAUCGAGAAGGAGAGGGCGAUGCACGAGAAGGCUCAACUGGAGAGACUUCUGGAAGCCUUGCAAGGACAUGACUGGCUGCGUGUCAUGGGCAUUGUCAGCGUGGCCGAUGCAGAUGCCAAGAAGUACGAGCCCAAGCGAAAGUACUUUAUCGACGAAGUCAAUGCACUGCUGCUGAAGUUCAAAACAUGGAGAGACGAAGAGAAACGUAUUCGGUAUGAGAAGGAAGCCGCUGCCAUGGCGGAGAUUGAUGACGAAGAAGAAGAGGAAGAGGGAGAAAGCGAGAGCGAGGCGUCCUCGGCCGAUCUGGAUGCCUCAGCAGCCCGCCAACUACAGCUCAAAAGCAGAACGCGGACUUCUGCUCCAGUACCUGAGCCUGCACCUGCGCCUGCACCUCCACAUCCAGCACCUAUGCCGACAAUAUAUCGAGAGCCAACGCCAGAUGGUCCUUUCGUCAGCUUCUACUCAAAACCUCACCUGCGAGCAGCAGCGUUGGGAAACACUAGACAUGGGCGAACACUAACAGCAUUUGGUGUGCCAAUACCCGAGACAGACGAACAAGACUUUGCUCUGCCAGAAGACUAUGUAACACCAGAAGCACUGAGAGACAAUGCAAGGAAGCGCAGGAGGAUGAAGCGAGAGACGGCAACGGAUUCGGGCAAGGCUUGA
Aureobasidium namibiae CBS 147.97 is the source of this 1476-nucleotide messenger RNA. RefSeq lists its product as uncharacterized. The record is from RefSeq and is a predicted model, not a curated record. Gene Ontology annotation, cellular component: SAS acetyltransferase complex. Bases 1 to 1476 code for a protein of 491 amino acids. The transcript has 3 exons. Lineage: Eukaryota; Fungi; Ascomycota; Dothideomycetes; Dothideales; Saccotheciaceae. Gene Ontology annotation, molecular function: histone acetyltransferase activity.